GGCUGCGGUGGGUCGUCAGGGAGAUUGAAGGGAAAAAGAGAAAGGGUGCUGGGCCCAGAGGGCGAACGGACUCUGCGGACAGCUGGGCGGUUCUGUGGGGCGGUGUCGGAAGAGCAGCGGGUCUGGGGCGCCCGGGUUUCGUCACACUCCAGGAGGUGUCUGAGCUAGUCAGCAGGCGAGGAGUUGCGGCCAGCAAGACCCGCGAGCCGGGACCAUGGGCUGCUUCUUCUCCAAGAGACGGAAGGCUGAGAAGGAGUCGCGGCCCGAGGGCGAGGAGGAGGGGCCGAAACAGUACAGCUGGGAUCAGCGCGAGAAGGUUGAUCCAAAAGACUACAUGUUUAGUGGACUGAAGGAUGAAACUGUAGGUCGCUUACCUGGAAAAGUGGCAGGACAACAGUUUGUCAUUCAAGACUGUGAGAACUGUAACAUCUAUAUUUUCGAUUACUCUGCUACAGUUACUAUUGAUGACUGUACUAACUGCAUAUUUUUUCUGGGACCCGUGAAAGGCAGUGUGUUUUUCCGCAAUUGCAGAGAUUGCAAGUGCACGUUAGCCUGCCAGCAGUUUCGCAUGCGGGAUUGUAGAAAACUGGAAGUCUUUUUGUGCUGUGCCACUCAACCUAUCAUUGAGUCUUCUGCAAGUAUCAAGUUUGGCUGCUUUCAGUGGUACUACCCUGAAUUAGCUUUCCAGUUCAAAGAUGCAGGGCUAAGUAUCUUCAAUAAUACAUGGAGUAACAUUCAUGACUUUACACCUGUAUCAGGAGAAUUCAACUGGAGCCUUCUUCCAGAAGAUGCUGUUGUUCAGGACUAUGUUCCUGUACCUACUACUGAAGAGCUCAAAGCUGUUCGAGUUUCCACAGAAGCCAGUAGAAGUAUCAUUCCAGUAUCCCGGGGUCAGAGACAGAAGAAAAGUGAUGAAUCAUGCUUAGUGGUAUUAUUUGCUGGUGAUUAUACUAUUGCAAAUGCCAGGAAACUAAUUGAUGAGAUGGUUGGUAAAGGCUUUUUCCUAGUUCAGACAAAGGAAGUGUCGAUGAAAGCUGAGGAUGCUCAAAGAGUUUUCCAGGAAAAAGCACCUGACUUUCUUCCUCUUUUAAAUAAAGGUCCAGUUAUUGCCUUGGAGUUUAAUGGAGAUGGUGCCGUAGAAGGAUGUCAUCUCAUUGUAAACGAGAUAUUCAAUGGGACAAAGAUGUUUGUAUCAGAAAGCAAAGAGACAGCAGCUGGAGAUGUAGACAGCUUCUACAACUUUGCUGAUAUACAGAUGGGAGUGUGAAGUGUAAUUUGGAACCAAGGACUUGGUAUUAAGCCCUUUCCAACUUGUGUAUGUAGAAUUUGGUAGUAUACUUUUUUGUAUUGGCAGUGGUUUUUACUGUGCUAAAAUUUUUAAAGAUUAUUUUUUAAUAAAUUGCUGAGUACUGCAUUAUUUACUUGAGGUUCAAAAAUAGUUCAUUUUAAAUUAAGUAGUUUCGAUCAGCUUAAAAAUAUUUAACACACUUCUCCAAUAAGCUUGCAGUUUUAUUUCUCUACAUAUGAUACUACUAUUAGGAAAUAGAAGUGGCUAAUUUUUUUAUUCGUGGUUUUCAUUCUAAUUAAAUGUUCUUUCAAAUCUCUCAUAAUUUAAACUUUCAUCAGUGUUCCAUGCUAUUCGUUUGUGAAUAUAUUCCAUUACUUUUUUGUUACCUUUUUUAAUUUAGAGGGAUUUAUUACUAGUUGAUCAAUUAGAAUAAACCUAUACACAUUGUUUUCAUGUAUGCAUAUUCAGUUAAAUAAUUGCUUCCUAGUUGGAUGAUAAUGGCAAAUAAGAUUUUGUACAUAAAGUUGACAUAAUGCUUUGUAAAUUGAUUUUUUUAAAAGAUAGGCAUUUGAUAACCAGCUUUGCAAGUAACUCUACUAACUAAUGUUGGUAUAGCUGUUUAAAAACUACCUUGUCAGUAGUAGUAUUUCAAUAAAUCCCACACUGAAUUUAGUUUUUUAACAACUUUUGGAUGAUUCUUCUGCUUCCUAGUAAGAAAAGGUACAUAUGCAAGACUAAAACUAUAGAAGCCCUAUCACUGGCAGUUCUUAAAAAGAUGAUUUUUGUUUUAUCAGCUCUUGUGGGCUUUCAGGAAAAUUAAAACAAAACUUGGUGACAUUCAGGUAAGAAAUGCUUAGGCAUGGUGAUAAGCUAUGCAGAUUAUUAAAAAGCUAAAUAAAUUUGAUUUUCAUUAGAUAUGCCACACACAUCAAGUAAUAUUGAAGUACAAUAAAAUUAUUCUGGUUGCUUUGAAGCAUUAUUUCCCAACUCUACCUGAUCUUAAUAAUUUAAUGGGGGCAGGGGAGAGCUACUUAUUAAAAAUACACAUUCUUGGGCCCAAUCUCCAGAUGCAUGAAGUCAGUCUCCAGGGGACACACUGUUUUAAGGAAUAUGUUGUAAUCUAACGUAAUCGGUCCGGAGAAUGUUGAUAGGUGAUCUUGUGAGAAGGAACUGAACCUGUCAUCCACAUUACAUAUAGCAGCUAAUAGGAAAUCAGCUUUCACAAGCCUGUUUUUAAAAGGAACCUUAAAUUUAAUUCUAUUUUGAUAAUACAAAGACUGAAAAUAACCACUUGUAAAAAUUCUUCUGUUUGUUACUAAAAAUGUAUUUUCAUGUUUAAAUUAAAAUGUUUUUGGAUAUUUUCAGAUUAAUUUAUAACUCCUACAUUGAACUGUAUGUUGAUGUUCAGAAAUAAUACAUUAAAAGACUUUUCAUUUUAAAUUACUAAUAUUGAGCACCCACCCUGUGCCUGGCCUUGUGCUAACCAUUAGCAUUGCAUCAUUUCAAUUCUUUUAUAAACCAUUUUGUACUACAAAAUCAGUCUCUCCUUUAGAUUAAAUUGUAUCAUAAGAUGCAAAUAAAAAUUGGUGAAAGGUUUAAUAUAAUUUUGAUCAUAAUUUACAAAUAAGCUUUGCAAAUGAUGGUCAGAGUACAUUAAUUUUCCCUUAGAUAAGCUGUUGUUGUUUGUUGCUGCUGAGUUCAUUCUGACUCAUGGUGACCCCAUUAAACAUACUCCUUCUCAUUAUGAUUACAUUAUGAAACACCAUUAUUCACAUAAAAAAUAACUACAGUACUUUUUUGUUUUGCAAAAAUAUACAUUAUGCAAAUCUGAAACUUGAGUUCUUUAUUAUGUCUAUGGCAUCUUAGGAAAAACUCAGGAAUAUAACACAAGGGAGAUGUUAAUUAAGAUUUUUCCAUUAAAUUUAGCAUCUAUUAACCAAAGCCUAAAAUUUUAUAUACUUCAGUUAGAUAGGAGCUUUUACAUGAGUUUAAUUUGUCUUUAAGAACAGUAAAUUGGCUUCUGAAUGUUUAAGAGGAUUUUUAAAAAUAAAAUAAUGCUAUGGUAGUUGUUCUGUAAUUCUAAAAUUUGAUAGUAAUCAGAAUAUACUAUAUUUCAUUCCUGAUUACCUUUUGAUUUCAUGAAAAAUUAGUAAUUUUCUUAAGUUAUAUAUAUAUAACCUUUAUAUUAGCUUAUUUCUUUUAUGUUAAUAGUGCUACUGUUUUUGCUUCUGUAUAUUUAUGUCUAGCUUUUGUAUGUAAUUUAUCUAGUGUUUAUAAAAUGUGAUUUGUAAUAAACGUUAUUAAAAUGAAAAUGGCUUAACACUUAUAUUUGUAGAACAUGUCUAUAACAUAUAUUUACUCAUACAUGUACCAAUAUGACACAAAUUUUUUAAUGUUUAAAGUAAAAUAAAAUCUGUGUCCUAGGUUAAUGAAAAGUGACCUGUAUGCUCUGUGUGUGUGUGUACAUGUGUGUGCAUGCGUGCACUCAGAGCAUGUUGGAAAUAUGCAAAGGAAGUAGAAAACCAAUUUUAAUCUUAAGGAAUUUCCAAUAUAACACUUUCUUGGCCAAAAGAUACAUUUUAAUAUGAUUGUAUACUUAUUAAAUUAGGCAUAUUUAAGAAAUAUUUAAGAAUUUCAUAUUUAAGAAAAUAAUGAUUUGUGAUAUACUUUCAGGUUUACACAAAUGGACCUUAUUUUAAAUUUACUACCAAAUUUAUCAGCACUUUUUACCCAACUUCUCCCUCUCCUAGCCCAUAAUUCAGAAGUACUAAAACUGCAGUUCAGUUACUUUUUUAAGUAACAUUUAUUAUUUUAGAGAAUUUGAAAAAAAAAUGCACAGAAUAACAAAAAUUACCUCUUAUUUAUCGGAUAAUUCUUGAUGUUCUGAUCUUAAAUUUUGUUUUUCUCAUUUAAAAGGUAUAUAUUCAACACUGUUCUCUAUAGGAAGAGAAGGGAUUAUAAUUAGAAUAUGAAUACUCCUUCAAAACACAUUCUUAGUGGCAAGUUUCAGCAACAGGUUCAGAAAUGGCUGUUUGUCCCUUUUCUAGUGUUACAGUGCUUUCUUGGUGAAAGCUAGUUCUCACCGAUAAGUGAAUGGUAAGGGAGCAAGAGCGCAGGUACCAGAGAGCCCAGCAUUCUCACCUUGGAUCUGAUACUCCCUCUGUGGCCUGCCUUUACCAUUUCAGUUUAAUCUGGUCCACUUGUAAUUGGACUAAUGCAAAUUAACUUUCAAAUUGUGUGACAGGUAGUUAACCGAUGUUGGUAAAGUGCCUCAAAAAUGGAAGGUACUUUUUAAAUGUUAAGUAUUACUAUUCUGAGCAAAGUGAGUAUGGUGUUCUCUUAUUCAGCUUUCUAUUUGUAGCCCGUACACUGGGUUACAAAUAGCUGAAUAGGAAAAAACAAGUGUAAAAGGCUGUUGAAACUUCAGUGCUGUUUUUUAAUUGAUUGAUGUACUUUCAUUUGCCAAGCAUAGGUCAGUUUCUAGGCUCAUUAAUAGAACCUUUAAUACUCUUUCACCCUAACUUCUAAACAGACCUUAUAUUAAGUAAUUGAAAAUUUUUUAUCUCAUUAGUUACAGGACUGUGAGGGGUCUGGACAUUUUCAGUCCUUCAUUGUACAGAGAAAACUGAAGGUCAGAAAGUUCUAGUUCACUGGCUGAUGGUGUGAGGUUCAACCUGCACCAUCAGUCACUGAACUAGAAUGUAGGCCUCUUGACUUUCCCCCUGCAGUUACUGGGAGAACAAGACUCCACUCAUUGGCUCCUCUGACAUGAAGCCUUUUCCGGUAGAAGGCCCAUUCCCUUCCUGGUGCACACACAGUACUCUACAGAUUUCCAAGUACUUGUAACACUUUAUUCUAUUAAUUUAUGCAGGCCUACUAGAGCCCUGGUAGUGCAGUGGUUAAGAGUUCCACUGCUAAGCCAAAAUGUUGGCACUUUGAAUCCACCGGCCACUCCUUGGAAACCCUAUGGAGCAGUUCUGCUCCAUCCUGUAGGGUCGCUAUGAGUUGGAAUCAACAGCAGUGAAUUGAGUUUUUUUUUUUUUUACUAGACUGUUAGUACGCAGUGUGGUCUGUGAGCUAGCAGCAUCAGCAUAAUCUAGGAGCUUGUUAGAAUCUCAGGCCCACUCUAGAUCUGUGGAAUAAGCAUCUGCAUUUUAACAAGAUCCUCAGGGAAUUCAUAUGCAUAUUAAAAUUUGAGAAGCUCUAUGCUAGGCAAUUAGCUCCUCAAGGGCUUGAAUCAAAACUUAGAAAUCUUUGUAUUCCUAGACAGUAGCAUAGGGUCAAGCAUGUGAUCUAUGUUUAAUGAAUAUUUUUAAUUGAAUGAUUUGCAAUCCAGUGCUUCAUUCUACUCUUCACAUUUUAACCUUUUCUGUAAUUCCUCCCUCAUGUAUUCUCUUUAUUGGUGUUAUGGAUGGAAUUGUGCCCCCCAAAAAAUAUGUGUUGUAAAUCCUAACUUCUAUGACUGUGGUUAUAAUUCCAUUUGGGAAUGGGUUGUCUUUGUUAUGUUAAUGAGGCAGGAGUAAUGUAGGGUUGUCUAGAGUCAAUCACUUUUUAAAAAUAAUUUUUAUUGUGCUUUAGGUGAAGGUUUACAACACAAGUUUAUUUCUCUUUAAAAAAUGUGUACACAGUUGGGGUCAAGAUGGCAGAAUAGUCAGAUGUUUCUAAUGGUCCCUCUUACAACAGACCCAAAACAACAAGUGAAUCGAUAAUAUAUAUGACAAGCUAAGAGCCCUGAACAUCAAAGCUAAAGUUAAGAAAUCGGACUGGGCAGAGGGGGAAGGGAGAAACGGUUCAGAAAUAGUGAGCAGUUGCCAGACCAGACUCAGCGGGAACCGGCACCCUGCAGGCCUGAUCCCCUGGUACGACUCAGCGGGGCUGGCGGUAGCAUUUGGGAUGCAUUUUCCACAGCAGGUGAGAGCGAAGGGCACAGAGUCUACUCAAGUCUCCGGAAUCAGCAAAGAACAGCGCUCUCAGCAAAAGAUAAGUACUUGCAUCUAAUUUACCGCAUGGACCAAAAAGCAACCCUUUCAAAAGAACCCUCUUCCCAUUUAUCUGAUCCUUCCUCCCUCUGCUCCAGCCUCCAAGCCAGCUUCAGUGGCAGUUGCUUUCCCUGGGCCUGAGAUAGUUCCUGCUGCACAUCCUGAGCCAUACUCCCGGCCUUGUAAACAUCCCGGUCUUGUAGAAGGAACAGAUUAACAAAUGGGCAAAAAAUGAUCUGCCGGCUCCCCUAAGCUGGGAACUCAGGGCAAAAGCGGUUCUGUUACCUGGGGUCAGGCAAAAGCAGUCCAUAGACUUUGAAUGCCUUUCACCCGGCAUGGACCUCUGUGGGCCCAUUUCAGCAGCUUAGGCCCUUGUUGGCAUAGUAUGAUGGCAUAUGUGCCUCAGGUCUGACUUCAACUGUUUCAGCUGUGUGCUGGAAAGGCGUGUUUUGACAUUUGACACUGCCUAUUAAGCAGGUCCUCACCUACUCAAAUCAGGGGCCUGAGAACUGGUGGCUCCACCCACGCCACCUAGCCACUCACGACAGGGGUCCAAAGAUAAGUGGUGCCUCCCAGUCCUUACAGCCAAAAGAAUUGGGUGACCAUGGUCCAGCUGCAGAACCCACCCACAUGUGCAUUCUAGGGAACAGGGAUGUGCUUUCAUCACAAACGUUCGGGGGUGGUUGUCAGCUUGCUCAGAGCAUGACUCUCUCCUGAAGCUAGAUAUCGGUGCCUACACUAAUCACCCCUGCUCCUCUAAGACUGUAGCUGAGAGCCUGAACCACACAUUUGGUGACCAACUACCUGGACACCUGAGCUGAAUCCAUACAAGAAAAGUGAGUGGACUCCUGGGCUCAUAUACCUGGUAACAGCUCUAGCCAUCUGAUGAGAGGAAGUUAGAGCUUCAAAGGCGCCAAUAAUCAAAUUAGCUCACUCGAGCAGCCUAUCUGGGCAUAUCAAAACAAAGCAAGAAGCGAGGACACAGUAAGAAAACAUAAAAUAAUACAGUAACUUAUAGAUGCCUCAAAGACAACAGUCAAUAUUAAAUCACAUAAAGAAGCAGACCAUGAUCGCUUCAACAAGCUCCCAAAACACAGAAUCGAGGACGCUUCCAGACACAAAGAUCUUCCUGGAAUUACCAGAGGUAGAAUACAAAAAAUUAAUAUAUAGAACUCUUCAAGAGAUCAGGAAGGAGAUCAAGCAAACUGCAGAACAAGCUGAGGAACACACAAUAAAGCAGUGCAGGAAAUUAAGAUUAUUCAAGAGCAAAAUGACAAAUUUAAUAGGCUGCAAGAAUCCAUAGACAGACAGCCAUGAGAAAUUCAGAAGAUUAACAAUAAAAUUACAGAAUUAGACAACUCAAAAGAAAGUCAGAAAAUCAGAAUUGAGAACAUGGAAGUCAGAAUUAUUGAGAUUGAGGAUAAAACACUUGAACACCAAUAUAGUCAAACGAAUUGUAAAAAAUGAAGAAAUCCUAAGAAUCGUGACGGACUCUAUCAAGAGAAAUAACCUACAAGUGAUUGGAGUACCAGAACAGGGAGGGACAACAGAAAAUACAGAGAGAAUUGUUGAAGAUUUGUUGGCAGAAAGCUUCCCUGAUAACAUGAAAGACGAGAAGAUACCUAUCCAGGAUGCUUAUCGAACCCCACACCGGAUAGAUCCCAAAAGAAAGUCACCAAGACAUAUUAUAAUCAAACUUCCCAAACCCAAAGAUAAAGAGAAUUUUAAGAGCGGCUAGGGAUAAAUGAAAAGUCACCUACAAAGGAGAGUCAAUAAGAAUAAGCCUGGACUACUCAGCAGAAACCAUGUAGGCAAGAAGGCAAUGGGAUGACAUAUAUAAAGCCUUGAAGGAAAAAAAAUUGCCUCUCAAUAAUCAUAUAUCCAGCAAAACUGUCUCUCAAAUGUGAACUUAACAUAAUUUGCAAAAACCAAACCAAAACUACAAAAAAGAAUAAAGGGAGUCCUUUUUUUUUUUUUUUUUUGUUAGAAAAUCAAUAAUAUCAGAUAUCAACCCAAGACUAGAACACAGGGCAGAGCAACCAGAUAUCAACCCAGAUAAUGAAAUCACAAAACUAAAUCAAGAUAAAAAACGCUCAAAUCAGAGAAACAGACAUGUCAUUAUAUAAAAGAUUAUAACAUUAAAUCAAUAAAAAGGCACUAAAAAUACAGAUCUUUCAUAUGGAGAGGAAGUCAAGGCGAUAUAAAGACAUAAAAGUUUGGUUUAAACUUAGAAAAAUAAGGGUAAAUAUUAAGGUAACCACAAAGGAGACUUAACAAUCCUACACAUCAGAAUAAAAUACAAGAAAAACAUAAAAACUCAGCAAAAACAAAAUCAACAGCAAUGAAAAAGAGAAAAAGACAACAUAUGAAGAAAAACUACCCAGCACAAAAAAUUAUGUGGAAGAAAGAAACUGUCAACAACACAUAAAAAAAGACAUCAAAAUGACAGCACUAAACUCAUACCUAUCCAUAAUUAUGCUGAAUGUAAAUGGACUAAAUGCACCAAUAGAGACGAGUUGCAGAAUGGAUAAAAAAAAAUGAUCUGUCUAUAUGCUGCCUACAAGAGACACGCCUUAGCCUUAGAGACACAAACUGAAACUCAAAGGAUGGAAAAAAAUAAGCAAACAACAAUCAACAAAGAGCAGGUAGUGACAAUAUUAACUUCUGACAAAAUAGACUUUAAAGUUAAAUCCAUCACAAAGGAUAAGGAAGUACACUAUAUAAUGAAUACAGGGUCAAUAUACCAGGAGGAUAUAACCCUAAUAAAUAUGCACCCAACGACAGGGCUUCAAGAUACAUAACACAAAUGCCAACAGCAUCAAAACGCGAGAUAGCUCCACAAUAAUAGUAGGAGACUUCAACACACCACUUUUGGUGAAGGACGGAACAUCCAGAAAGAAGCUCAAUAAAGACAGGGGAGAUCUAAAUGCCAAAGUCAACCAACUUGACCUCAAAGACAUAUACAGAACAUUCCACCCAAUAGAAACCAAGUAUACUUUCUUUUCCAAUGCGCAUGGUACAUUCUCCAGAAUAGACAACAUGUUAGGUCAUAAAGUAAGCGUUAACAGAAUCCAAAACAUAGAAAUAUUACAAAGCAUCUUUGACCAUAAAGCCAUAAAUGUAGAAAUCAAUAACGAAAAGCAGGGAAAAGAAAUCAAACACAUGCAAACAAACAGAACAACACCUUGCUCAAAAACUACUGGGUUAUAGAAGAAAUUAAGGAUGGAAAAAAGAAAUUCAUAGAAUCCAAUGAGAAACACUUCCGACUAGAACCUUUGGAACACAGGUAAAGCAGCGCUCAGAGGUAAAUUUAUAGCAAUAAUGGCACACAUGUUCAGAGAAGAAAGAGCCAAAAUCAAAGAAUUAUCCCUAUAACUUGAACAAAUAGAGAGCAGCAAAAGAAAGCCUCGGGCACCAGAAGAAAGGAAAUAAAAAUUAGAGCAGAAUUGAAUGAAAUACAGACAGAAAAACAAUAGAAAGAGUUAACAAGACCAAAAGCUGGUUCCUUGAAAAGAUCAACAAGAUCCAUAAACCGCUGGCAAAACUGAUGAAAUAAAAACAGGAGAGGAAGCAAAUAACCCAAAUAAGAAAUGAGAUUGGCGAUAUCACAACGGACCCAACUGAAAUUGAAAGAAUCAUAUCACAGUACCAUGAAAAAUUGUACUCUAAAAAAUUUGAAAACCUAGAGGAACUGGACAUAUUUCUAUAGACACAGUAGGUACCUAAACUAACACAAAGGUAGAACAACUAAAUAAACCCAUAACAAAAGAGAUUGAAAAGGAAAUUUAAAAACUCCCAACAAAAAAAAAAAGCCCUGGCCCUGACAGCUUCACUGGAGAAUUCUACCAAACUUGCAGAGGAGAGUUAACAUCACUACUAAAGGUAUUUCAGAGCAUAGAAAAGGAUGGUAUACUUCCAAACUCGUUCUAUGAAGCCAGCAUAUCCCUGAUACCAAAAUCUGGUAAAAACACCACACACAAAAAAAAUUACAGACCUAUAUCCCUCAUGAACGUAGAUGCAAAAAAUCUCAACAAAUUAUAGCCAAUAGAAUUCAACAACACAUCAAAAAAAUAAUUCACCAUGACCUAGUGGGAUUCAUAUCAGGUACGCAGGAAUGGUUUAACAUUAGAAAAGCAAUCAAUGUAAUCCAUCAUAUAAAUAAACAAAAGACAAGAAACACAUGAUCUUAUGAAUUGAUGUAGAAAAGGCAUUUGACAAAGUCCAGCACGCAUUCAUGAUAAAAACUCUCAGCAAAAUAGGAAUAGAAGGGAAAUUCCUCAACAUAAUAAAGGGCAUUUACACAAAUCCAACGGCCAACAUCAUCCUAAAUGCAGCAAGUCUAAAAGCAUGCCCGUUGAGAAAGGAACCAGACAAGGAUGCCCUUUAUCACCACUCUUAUUCGACAUUGUGCUGGAGGACCUAGCCUGAGCAAUUAGGCUAGUUAAAAAAAUAAAAUGCAUCUAUAUUGGUAAGGAAGAAGUCAAAGUAUCUCUGUUUGCAGAUGACAUGCUCUUAUACACAGAAAAACCUAAAGAAUCCUCAAGAAAACUACCGAAACCUUUGGAAGAAUUCAGGAGAGUAUCAGGAUACAAGAUAAACAUACAAAAAUCAGUUGGAUUCCUCUACACAACAAAAAGAACAUGGAAGAGGAAAUCACCAAAUCAAUACCAUUUACAAUAGCACCUAAGAAGAUAAAAUACUUGGGAACAAAUCUAACCAGAGAUGUAAAAGACCUAUACACAGAAAACUAUAAGACGCUACUACAAGAAACGAAAAGAGACCUACAUAAGUGGAAAACCAUACUUUACUCAUGGACAGGAAGACUGAACAUUGUAAAAAUGUCUGUUCUACCCAAAGUGAUCUAUAGAUACAACACAAUUCCAAUCCAAAUUCCAGUGACAUUUUUUUAACGACAUGGAGAAACAAAUCACCACCUUCAUAUGUAAGGGGAAGAGACCCUGGAUAAGUAAAGCAUUACUGAAAAACAACAAAGUGAGAGGCCUCACAUUACCUGACUUUAGAACCUAUUAUAACAACCAAUCGUAGUCAAAACAGCCUGGUACUGGUACAACAACAAAUAUGUAGACCAAUGGAACAGAAUUGAAAAUCCAGACAUAAAUCCAUCCCCAUAUGAGCAGCUGAUAUUUGACAAAGGCCCAAAGUCAGUUAAAUGGGGGAAAAACAGUCUCUUUAACAAAUGGUGCUGGCAUAACUGGAUAUCCAUCUGGGAAUGGAAAAUGUACAACCACUUUGGAAAUCGAUUUGGCACUUCCUUAAAAAGCUAGACAUACAACUACCAUAUGAUCCAGCAGCCCACUCCUUGGAAUGUGUCCUAGAGAAAUAAGAGGCUUUACAGGAACAGAUAUAUGCACACCCAUGUUCAUUGCAGCACUGUUUCCAAUAGCAAAAAGAUGGACACAACCAAGGUGCCUGAAUGGAUAAAUAAAUUAUGGUAUAGUCACAUGAUAGAAUAAUACACAACAAUUAAGAACAACAAUGAAUCCCUGAAACACGGAAGAAUCUGGAAGGCAUUAUGCUGAGUGAAAUUAGUCAGUCCCUCAAGAACAAAUAUUGUAUGAGACCACUAUUAUAAGAAAUCUAGAAAUAGUUUAAACAGAGAAGAAAAUAUUCUUUGAUGGUUAUGAAAGAGGGAAGGGAGGGAGGCUGGGAGAGGAGUAUUCACUAAUUAGAUAGUAGAUAAGAACUACUUUAGGUGAUGGGAAAGGCAACACACAAUACAGGCGAGGACAGAACAACUGCACUAAACCGAAAGCAAAGAAGUUUCCGAAAUAAACUCAAUGGUUCGAAGACCACCACAACAGGGGCAGGGGUUUGGGGACCGUGGUUUCAGGGGACAUCUAGGUCAAUUAGCAUAAUAAAAUCUAUUAAGAAAAUAUUCUGCAUCCCACUUUGGUGAGUGGCGUCUGGGGUCUUAAAUGCUAGAAAGCAGCCUUCUAAGAUGUAUCAAUUGGUCUCAACCCACCUGAAGCAAAGCAGAAUGAAGAACACCAAGGACACAAAGUAAUUAAGAGCAAAGGAUAUGAACAGACACUUCACUAAAGAAGAUAUCCAGGUAGCUAACAGAUACAUGAGGAAAUGCUCAAGAUCAUUAGCCAUUAGAGAAAUGCAAAUCAAAACUACAAUGAGAGAGGUGGAGCAAAGAUGGCGGAAUAGACAGAUGCUUCUGGCGAGUCCUCCUUACAACAAAGACACGAAAAAACAAGUGAAACGAGUAUAUUUAUGACAAGCUGGGAGCCCUGAGCUUCAAAGGCAAGCUUAGAAAAUGAACUGAAAGGCAGGGGGAGGAAGAGACCAUUCAGAAGUGGAGAGGAGUUACCAGACCUGAAUCGCCGGGAGCCCUCAGGUACCAUUCCCAGAGCGGCAGCAGCAGCGGGCUGGUCCUAGCGUUAGGCCACAAUUUCCUCAGGGAGAAGCAGCCAGCCACACAGCCUAUUCGCACCUCCGGAAUCUGAGAAGAACGGCACUCUGGACAAAAGCUAAGUACUUGUGUAUAUUUUACUGCGUGCCCCCACCGCCAACGUGGCUUCAGCGGCUGAAUUCCCUGGGCCUGAAAUAGGCCCUGUUGAGCAUCUAGAGCCAUCCUCCCAGCCUUGGGGAAGGAAAAAAUUUGCAAUUGGGGGAAAAAAUAAUUUGCUAGCUCCACUAACCAGGGGAGCUCAGGACAGAAGCGGCUCCUGUCCACUCAUAAACUGUCCAUGGUCUUUGAGCACCUUUCCCUUCUGCAUGGACCUGUGUGGGCCUAUUUCAGGAGAACAGGCCCUUGUUGACAAACUCCAGCCAUUUCAGUGGUGCAGUGGAGACGUGGGUGUUUGAUAUCUGACAUUGCAUUGCCUAUUAAACAAGGUCCUUACCUACCCACAUCAGGGACCUAAAGACUGGUAGCUCCACUCAGGUCACCCAGCCACCCACGACAGGGGUCCAAGGAUAACUGGUUCCGCCCAGUCCUUACAACCAAAAACACUGGGUGCCCAUGGUCAAUCUGCAGAACCCACCCACCUGCCCACUCUAGGGAACAGGGACGUGUUUUCCUCAGAGACACUCGGGGGUCAGUUCUUAGCCCCCUGCCUUGUUCAGAGCGUGACCCCCUGCUGCAAUCAGAUACCGGUAUAUACGCCAAUCACCCCUGCCCCUCUAAGACUGUAGGACAGAGCUUAUACCACACACUUGGUGAUCAUCAACCUGGAAACCUGAGCUGAAUUCAUACAUGAAAACUGAAUGGACUCCUAGACUGAUACACCUGAUAACAGCUCUAGCCAGCAGGGGAUGGGAUGUCGGAGCUCCAAAGGCGAAAAUAAGCUAGCUCACUCAAGCAAACCAUAGGGGUAUACCAAAAAAAAAAAAGGCAAGAA
This is a messenger RNA of Loxodonta africana (African savanna elephant), 13637 nucleotides long. It is a transcript of the gene RP2, whose product is annotated as RP2 activator of ARL3 GTPase. Gene Ontology annotation, cellular component: cilium; periciliary membrane compartment. The transcript is spliced from 5 exons. NCBI's taxonomy places the organism in Eukaryota, Metazoa, Chordata, Mammalia, Proboscidea, Elephantidae. Gene Ontology annotation, molecular function: GTPase activator activity. The record is from RefSeq and is a predicted model, not a curated record. Gene Ontology annotation, biological process: post-Golgi vesicle-mediated transport. The coding region runs from base 215 to 1267 and encodes 350 amino acids.